UUCAUUGCCGCAGUAUCUCAUAGAAAUUCAAAGCAAUUGGACGUGUUUUAUCUAAAAUAUCCAAGUUGUUUCAUUUUUUCUUUUUAAUUUUGUUUUUAAACCUGUGCAUAUAACGUGGACCACGUAUUAUAAGGGAACGUGAAAACUAUUUUCUUAAAAGAAAACCAAAAAUGGGAAUGAUAACACGAGUUCGGGGACGAAUUAGAGCAAAUUCAUUUGGAGUCGAUAAGGAAAAAACAGCACAAAGCGUUUGUCUUUUGAGUGCAGUAUUAUUGCUUCCUUUUUGCCCAAGGGGGCCCCUUCCUUUGUUGCCUCCACCUGCACCCGCACUUUAUUCGGCCCUGGUACUUCCGGUUGUUUUCAGUGCCAACUACAGAUAUCCAGUUUCAACAUUAAAAACAAUCGUUCAAACAACUAGAGAUCUUGCGAAAAAAGGAUGGAAACCUCUAAGUGGUUUCUUGAAACGUAUCCAUGGACCAAUUGAUAGGGCGGAGAAUCUCUUUUUAAAAAUGAAAAAUCUCUCACUAAUGAUGAAUCAAAUAGUAUUUUUGAUGUUGUCCGACAAAGUUCUCGUUCCACAACAGCGAAUGACAUGCUUGUAUACCCUUAUGUUUUACAAUGUGAUUGCCUACUGUGUCAGUUAUAUUAAGGAGCUUAUUGAAAAAGAGGAUUGGUCACCGUACGUUACACUCACCGAACAAUCGCAAAUUAAACAUCUCGCCAUGUCGGCAACAAAAAUUGUUCUCGAAUGGACGAAAGCUGUCACUUUUGUUGUGACCAUUACUUUUAUGCUACUUUUCUUCGGUCUCGAACAAGGACUGGACAAUUAUAGACCUUCAAUGUUGUACACAUCAAUUACAUGGCUCUAUUAUUUAGCCACCGAGAAGGUGUUUGUGGAAAUGUUCCCGGGAAUACUUAUUUUUCUUCAAUUAGAAAUUCUUGAGAAUAUUGAAAAUCUUUAUGCACCGGUGAUACUUCGUUGUUUUACAAUUGUCAUGUCAUUGAUUUUCACACUUAUUCUAAUUCCCACAUCAGCGUCGUGGAGAUUUUUACUAGUCGCCACCUAUAUCAACGUCUAUUUGAGAUCAAAGGAACUCGCUCAAAAUUCCGGCUCCGCACUUCAAAAAGAAAGACAAAUUCUUAAUAGAUAUAGAAAAGCAACAUGUGAGGAAAUUGAAAAAUUUGAUGAUGUUUGUGCCGUUUGUCUAUUUUCAAUGACAAAAGCACGUAUCACACCAUGUCAUCAUAUUUUUCAUGCCGAUUGUCUAAGACAAUGCCUUAAGAGUAGUGACAAAUGUCCGAUGUGUAAAAGAGAACUCAAAUUCGAUUGAGAUGGUUGUUAUUACAUUAUUAUAAAUAUGUGAUGUGAUUUUAAAAGAAAGAGACCUAAGAACCAAAAAAUUAUAGGUUACUCUGAUUAAAAUUCCUGACUCCUUCGAUUUGAAUUAAUUCGGAAUUAAAGUCGAAACAGACCGGUCAGAACUUUGUCAUCCAGAAUUAGUUCAGUUAAGUCCAAAAUUUUCCCGAUUUGUGUAACUAUAUCCGGAAUUUAUUAGGUUUAAUCCGAAGUCAUUCCGAUCAAAUGCAUCUAGUUUCAAGGUUAAACUAUCAUAAACAUAGUCUAAAUUUUUGUACUUCUUAGGUCUCGUUCUUUGUAGACACCGUCACAUUUAUGAAUCUCCGAUGACGUAAAUACUCUGUGAUAAGAAAAAAAGCACAAUAUGCUACUUUCAUAUUUUUCAUUUUUUCCAUCUUCAUAUUUUUUAUACUAAAUAUGCAUAUAUGCCAAAAAAGCAUAUACAGGGUGAUUUUUAUGUUCGGCACCCCCUACAUAUUUUUAAAUCUCAUUUCUUUCGUUUUUUAAAUAAAAAAAGUUGAAUUAAAAAAUAUUGUUGGAGGUAUGGAAUAUAAAAAUCACACUGUAUAUAUGAGACAUUAUCCGAGAAUAAAGCCACCCCAAAUAUAUCGGAGUAAUCAUUAAAAUCUGUAUAAGUUUGACUUAACUUUAUCGAAUUUAAUUUUCAAAAAGUUUUUAAUUGAGCAGCAGUGUGCAAUAACAAUACGUACGCUUAGACCAUGCUUGAACUAUCUGUCUUCUUCUUCUAUAUUAGUAACCUCUUGCGGAGUAAAUAGUCAUUACAAAACUUAGACC
Leptopilina boulardi is the source of this 2152-nucleotide messenger RNA. RefSeq lists its product as uncharacterized. Gene Ontology annotation, molecular function: ubiquitin protein ligase activity. NCBI's taxonomy places the organism in Eukaryota, Metazoa, Arthropoda, Insecta, Hymenoptera, Figitidae. Gene Ontology annotation, cellular component: endomembrane system. The record is from RefSeq and is a predicted model, not a curated record. The transcript is spliced from 4 exons. Bases 171 to 1331 code for a protein of 386 amino acids.